GAAGUAGUGAACAGACUUUGGGUGUGCUAACUGAGGCUGAGACUACUGUGACCAAGGAGAAAUGUAACAAAUCAUGAUGUGUGUGUGUGUGUGUAGGUGUGUGAAGGGAGAGCGAACGUACCGCAGCGCUAAACCCCACGCAUCUGUCUGUUUCUCCAGUGGGCUGAGUUGUCACCUGUACAUGUCCUGUCAUUCCCAGCGAGAAAAACGAAGUGCUCAGGAGAGAAACAUCAAACAGCACACUAAAGUCAGGGGAGAAUCAGACAAGCACUGGUAGUUCUUUAAGACGAAGAAAGAGACAGGCAGGAUUUGAAAUGACAACAACUAAAAAACAACCUGGGUGCCGAAGAGGAGGGGAGAGAUGAUGGAGAAGGGGAAUUGGGGGAUGCUGCAAAAGGGAGGGAGGGAUGGAGACACAGAGACAGAGAGAGGAGGGUGAGGUGGAAAAGGAAAAGAAAGGGAAAAAAACAGAGAGACAGCCAGAGCGGCACAGAGACAGACCGAGGUAGAGCAUGGGCAGAAGACGGCACUCCAUCCGGCAACCAUGACAACGGAGGCAAGCGCACGCCAAGCCCCCCGUACCCUCGCACCACCGAUAAGGGGGUUGUGAACCUCUGCGGACAGAGGGGACGACUGCAAAACACGCUGAGACCUGGAAUGGUUUAGAUAUUUCUGCAUCGAUUAGUUCUUUUCAUGUGUGCUUUCACCUGGUGAGAUGUGUGGUUGAAUUCAGCUCUCUCCUGCCACUCAUCAGGGUGGGCUGAAUCCGGAUCAAAGCGAACAGCUGGGAAGCACACGCAGGAGCCUUUUCCACUGUGACCCAUCAAUGGAGUCCCUGAGGUGGGCUUAAUGCCGCUCAAUGGUUCUCCUCCGGAGCAAACGCGCUGCCAGCAGGCUUGAAGACAGAAUAUUCUUGAAAUUCGCCUGUGAGAGAGAAGAGACGAAACAUGUAAGCCAGAUGAUGCUGGAUUUCUCUGGACUUGUGUCAUCUUAUGUCACCGAGUCCACAUAAACCCCAUGGCGCAGCUGUACUACAACAAGGCCAGUAACUCCCCGUACCGCGAUCGCAUCCCCCUGCAGAUUGUGAGGGCGGAGGUUGAGCUCUCUGCCAAGGAACGAGCCUACCUGACGGCGGUGGAGAAGGGCGACUAUGCUGGAGUUAAACUGGCCCUUGAGGAGGCCGAGAUCUAUUACAACAUCAACGUGAACUGCCUGGACCCGUUGGGCCGCAGCGCACUCCUCAUUGCUAUUGAGAAUGAGAACCUGGAGGUGAUGGAGCUGCUGUUGAGUCAUGGCGUGCUCAUGGGCGACGCUCUCCUCUACGCCAUCCGCAAGGAAGUGGUGGGAGCGGUGGAGUUACUGCUGUCCUACAGGAAGCCCAGUGGCGAGAAACAGGUUCCUUCUCUCAUGAUGGACACACAGUUUUCGGAGUUUACACCCGAUAUCACACCAAUCAUGUUGGCUGCCCACACUAACAACUAUGAGAUAAUCAAGCUCCUAGUUCAACGAAAAGUCACCAUACCGCGGCCACACCAGAUCCGUUGUGACUGCGUGGAAUGUGUAUCCAGCUCCGAAGUGGACAGCCUGCGGCACUCCCGUUCACGCCUGAACAUCUACAAAACUCUUGCCAGCCCCUCUCUCAUCGCCCUUUCCAGCGAAGAUCCCAUCCUCACAGCAUUCAGGCUGGGCUGGGAGCUGAAGGAGCUCAGUAAGGUGGAGAAUGAGUUCAGGCAGGAGUACGAGGAGCUAUCGCAGCAGUGCAAACUUUUCGCUAAAGACUUGCUGGAUCAGGCCCGUAGCUCCCGUGAGCUGGAGACCAUCCUGAACCAUCGGGAUGACCACAGCGAGGAGCUGGAUCCCCGUGAAUGCAGAGACCUGGCCAAGCUCAAGCUAGCCAUCAAGUACCACCAAAAAGAGUUUGUAGCUCAGCCCAACUGCCAGCAGCUCCUGGCAACACUGUGGUAUGAUGGUUUCCCGGGUUGGAGACGUCGUCACUGGGCAGUGAAGCUCGUCACUUGCUUCAUCAUUGGCCUGCUCUUCCCUGUCUUCUCCCUCAUAUACCUUCUGGCUCCAAAGAGCACUCUUGGAACCUUCAUCAAGAAGCCAUUCAUCAAGUUCAUCUGCCACACUGCCUCCUACCUGACCUUCCUCUUGCUCCUCCUCCUCGCCUCACAGCAUAUCGUGCAAACGGACCUGCAUGUACAGGGACCUCCACCCACCAUUGUGGAGUGGCUGAUCUUACCCUGGGUUCUAGGCUUCAUCUGGGCAGAGAUUAAAGAGAUGUGGGAUGGAGGUUUCACAGAGUACAUCCAUGACUGGUGGAACCUGAUGGAUUUUGCAAUGAACUCCCUCUACCUGGCCACCAUAUCUCUUAAAAUGGUGGCCUACUUUAAGUACAAUAGCUCUCGUCCUCGUGUGGAGUGGGAGAUGUGGCACCCUACGCUCAUCGCAGAGGCUCUCUUCGCUAUCGCCAACAUCUUCAGCUCGCUGCGUCUCAUCUCUCUGUUCACUGCCAACUCUCACUUGGGCCCACUGCAGAUUUCUCUCGGCCGCAUGCUGUUGGACAUCCUCAAGUUCCUUUUCAUCUACUGUCUGGUGCUGCUGGCUUUUGCCAACGGCCUCAACCAGCUCUAUUUCUACUAUGAGACGAAGGCGUCCGAAGAGCCCAACCACUGCAAAGGGAUCCGUUGUGAGAAGCAGAACAAUGCCUUCUCCACGCUGUUUGAAACUCUUCAGUCUCUUUUCUGGUCUGUGUUCGGGCUGUUGAAUCUGUACGUCACCAAUGUGAAGGCUCGUCAUGAGUUCACCGAGUUUGUAGGGGCCACCAUGUUCGGCACUUACAACGUUAUCUCGCUGGUGGUGCUACUGAACAUGCUAAUCGCUAUGAUGAACAAUUCUUACCAGCUUAUUGCUGAUCACGCGGACAUUGAGUGGAAGUUUGCUCGUACAAAGCUGUGGAUGAGCUACUUUGAUGAGGGAGGGACGUUACCGCCACCCUUCAACAUCAUACCUAGUCCAAAGUCUGUGUGGUACCUGUGUGUGUGGCUGCACUGCCGUCUGUGUGGACACGGAGAGCCAAGGCAAGAGUGUAAACAUGGAAACCUCAAAGAGUUCACGGAAAGGCAUGCCGAUAACCUCAUUCAGAACCAGCACUACCAGGAGGUGAUCAGAAACUUGGUAAAGCGAUACGUUGCAGCCAUGAUCCGCAGCGCCAAAACAGACGAAGGGCUGACAGAGGAGAACUUCAAGGAACUGAAGCAGGACAUCUCCAGUUUCCGCUACGAGGUUCUUGACCUGCUGGGCAACCGAAAACCACCACGCCGCACAUAUUCUUCCAGCAGUGAGGCCACUCUACAGGACGAAACAGCUGAGCCUGAGGAAGAUGAGGAGGCAGAUGGGCUCGGAGGACACCGAUGUGGGGAUGGGGGAGAGUCAUCCAGAUCCAAAGCAUCUACGUCCUUUUCCCAAUGUUACAGGAGUAACCGAGAGUCUCAAUUCAGCGUAUCAGCCCUGUUCAAGUCCAUGUCGGGACCGGCCAAAGAAAGACUGGAGAGCAAUGGCUUGAGAAAGAACAUAUCCCACCCUGCUGCAUUUGUGCGGACCAGCAGCCGCAUGCUGCACUUUUCACGCUCCAAGAAAAACUCUUUGCAACGGUUGGGAACGCUAAUGUCGCGUAUGAACGGACACAUCCCGGAUCCGCAUGUGGAGACCCCGGGAGUUCAGCAGUCUCCAUACAGCGUCUCAAACAGAGUACCGCAAACAUCUUGGCAAGACCCCCAGACGCUGUCGAAGGUAACACAGAGCGAGAUGCACCUGCACACGCUGGGAUUGGGACCCUCUGAGACUGAACAUAACCCAAUGCAGGCCACAUCUCAACGGGCGAACGGCAGGGACAGUCUCCUCCUCCGGCCACCCAGCCACUCGCUGCCCCCGCUGCACUGUGCUUCCAGAUUGACCGCCUCCAGCUCCCAGCUCUUGGCCUCCAGUGAUGACCUGUGCCAUGGCUGGAUGGGACCCUGUGACAGUUUAGGCUCCUCCAGCUGGGAACAAGAGGAGUCUGUUACGACACAGCUGUAGUGGCAGAAGCAAAAUCAGCUCACUUUGACAGCUUUUCACAGCUUAAGGCGAUUGGUUUAAAAGGUUUGAUAAUAGUAAAGGCUUUAAUAAUUUAGCAUCUUUACGCUUUGCUUUUUCACAAAACACGAGCAAAACAAAUUGUGUAAAAACGUUCAUAAAACCUCAACGCGAGAGUCAAUGCGACCAUUUACGUAAUGUGUAUUUACUGUACGUGUUCCAUAUUAUUUGAAAAAUUUGUUCCACUUGUGUUAAUUGAUUGAGGCCCAUAGUCUUUAAACACUGGGAAUUUAUAUUCAAAGGUGAAGCAUGUAAUUUCUGCACUAAUAAUUAAUGACUCAUAAUAAUAAUGACGACCACUCCCCAACUGCCAUUGGUCAGAUAAUAGAUAGCCCUGCCCACAAACUAACAAUUUUCAAAGCAAAAAUUGCAUCUGAAAUCACAUACUUCCCUACUGUAUAGUAGGUGAAAAGAGUAUGUCCAAAUUCACAGUAUUCAUAAAAUGGUAGUUGAAAAGUAUCCAGAUGACUUACUUCUGGU
Megalobrama amblycephala (Wuchang bream) is the source of this 4614-nucleotide messenger RNA. Its product is annotated as short transient receptor potential channel 5-like. Gene Ontology annotation, biological process: manganese ion transport; calcium ion transmembrane transport; regulation of cytosolic calcium ion concentration. Lineage: Eukaryota; Metazoa; Chordata; Actinopteri; Cypriniformes; Xenocyprididae. Gene Ontology annotation, molecular function: inositol 1,4,5 trisphosphate binding; protein binding; store-operated calcium channel activity. The transcript is spliced from 11 exons. Gene Ontology annotation, cellular component: cation channel complex; membrane. The coding region runs from base 1018 to 4077 and encodes 1019 amino acids. The record is from RefSeq and is a predicted model, not a curated record.